CGGGGGCAAAGGGACCCGCCGUCGCCCUGGGGCUGAACUUGGUGAGGAUCCACUGCCAGAACGAAGUUGUCUACCAGUACCAUGUGGCCUUCAGCCCCGAGGUGGAGUGCAGGAACACACGCUUUGCCAUGCUGAAGGAGCAGCACGCCGUCACCGGGGAUGUUUUGGCCUUUGACGGCUCCAUCCUCUUCCUGCCCAUCCAGAUUCCCAAGGUCAGCGUGAAGGCUCAGAGGAAGAGCAAUGGGGAGGAGGUUUCCAUCACCAUCCAGAUGACCAAGGUCCUGGAGGCCAGCUCGGAUCUCUGCAUCCCCUUUUACAAUGUGGUUUUCCGGAGGGUGAUGAAAAUCUUAAACAUGAGCCUGGUUGGGAGACAUUUCUUUGAGCCUGCCCAGGCCACCACCUUGCAUAAACACAGCCUCCAAAUUUGGCCGGGAUACGCCGUCAGCAUCCGGAAGAAGGACGGCGGGCUCUUCCUCAUGGUGGAUUCCAUCCACAAAAUCAUCCGCAGCGAGUCCGUCCUGAGCAUGAUGCAAACAAUCCACUCCCAGAGCCAGAAGACGUUCCAGGACGAGUGCACCAAGGAGCUGGUGGGCAGCGUGGUCAUCACCCGCUACAACAACCGCACCUACCGGGUCGACGACAUCGACUGGGACAAGACCCCCAGGGACACUUUCACCCUGGCCAGCGGGGAGGAAAUCACCUUCGUGGAGUACUACAGCAAAGCCUACGGGAUCACCAUCAGGGAUCUGGACCAGCCACUGCUCAUCCACAGGCCCAAGGAAAAACAGACGAUGGACAGGAAGCGUCAGCUGGACAUGGUGGUGCUGGUGCCAGAGCUCACCUUCCUGACCGGGCUGUCCGACCUGCAGAAGAACAGCCGGACGCUGAAGGAGGUGAUGUGGGAGAUGAUGCAGAGCCCUCGGCAGCACUACCUGCGCCUCACCAACCUCCUGCGCCAGAUCCGCGACAGCCCGGAGGCCUCCCGGGAGCUGGAACGCUGGGGGCUGCACCUGGACACGGAUAUCUGCAGGACCCAGGGUCACAUCCUGCCCUCGGAGCGGAUCAACCUCCGGAACCACUCCUUCUUCCCCGAGGAGGACCUGAGCUGGCACAGGGAGGUGACCAAGGAGGUGUCCAUCUCGGCGAUCUCCAUAAAUUCCUGGCUCCUGGUGUAUCCCAAGCGGCUGCAGCAGGUGGCCCAGGACCUGCUGGCAGCCGUGAGGAGCACCUGUGGGGCCAUGGGGAUGCAGGUGGGACAGCCCACGGUGCAGGAGCUGCGGGACGAGCGCAUCGAGUCCUACGUCAAGAGCAUCCGGAGCGGUUUGGGAAGCCAGGAAAAGGUGCAGCUGCUCGUGUGCAUCACCCCCCGCAACAGGGACGACAUGUACGGGGCCAUCAAGAAGCUGUGCUGCGUCCAGGCCCCUGUGCCCUCCCAGGUCAUCAACGCCCAGUCCCUCAUGGGCCAUCCCGGCAAGAUCAGGAGCGUGGUCCAGAAAGUUCUGCUGCAGAUCAACUGCAAGCUGGGCGGGCAGCUCUGGGGGGUUGACAUCCCGCUGAAACAGCUGAUGGUUGUUGGCAUGGACGUCCACCACAGCCGCAGCCAAGGGAUGCGCUCCGUCAUCGGCUUCGUGGCCAGUAUGAACCACAUCCUCACCAAGUGGUAUUCCAGGGUGGUUUUCCAGAUGCCCCACCAGGAGAUCGCCGACAGCCUCCGGCUCUGCCUCUCCCAAGCCCUCCAGCGCUUCUACGAGCUGAACCACUCUCUGCCCAUGAAGAUCGUGGUGUACCGGGACGGGGUGUCCGACCCCCAGCUGGACACGGUGCUCAAGUACGAGGUGCCCCAGAUGCAGAAGAGCUUCCACACCUUCGAGAACUACCAGCCCAGCCUGGUGGUCGUGGUGGUGCAGAAGCAAAUCAGCACCAACUUCUACGGCCUGACGGGAGAGGAGCUCACGUCCCCCCCGCCCGGCACCGUCCUCGACCACACCAUCACCACCUCGGGCUGGAAGGAUUUCUUCCUGCUGGCCCACAGCUCCCGGCAGGGCUGCAGCAUUCCCACCCGCUACAUCUGCAUGUGGAACACGGCCAACCUGAGCCAAGAGCACCUCCAGAGGCUGACCUUCAAGCUGUGCCACCUGUACUGGAACUGGCCUGGCACCGUCCGUGUCCCAGCCCCCUGUAAAUAUGCCCACAAGCUGGCAUUCCUGGUGGGGCAGGUGCUGCACCACGAGCCCAGCGCCCACCUGAGCGAGCAGCUCUUCUUCCUUUAGUGUUGCCAGGGCAGGAAAACCGGGAUUGGGCCUGGAAUUCCGCUCCCCAGCCGCCAACAUGGGGGAAUCUUCCUUAAUUCCCCGUUCUGUUGUUAAUUUAUUCCCGUUAUUUAUUGGGUUUUAAGGGUUGCAGUGUCGGUUUGAAGGACGCUGGGGAGUGUCCCAGGGCUGGGUUUAUCCCCCUGGGGGUGAAUCCAAAGGAAUAUCCCCCUGUUUUCCAGUCCUCCCAGUAAAGGGGGUUGAGUUAACAAACCCCAGAGGUGCUGCUGCUCCCACAGCUCGUCCCUGUGCAGGUGCUGGUGUAAACCCCAAAGAUCUGGGGGGUUUUUUUCUUGUGUUUCCAGGGAGGUUUCAAGUUUUUCCUGUGGUUUUUUUUUUUUUGUCUUUUUUCCAAGGUGCUGUUGAACAAACCAGCCCCAGGUUUGGCUGGUUCUCCUGUCCUUGAGGAGUCACUGGUUCCUCAAGGAGAAUUCUCUGUGCAUUCAGGUCGUUGUCCCAAGGGGGAAAGUUUUUGAGUUCUCACCUUUUUCAGGUGUGGGGGUUUUUUUUGCCUUAGUCAGGAGAUGUUUGAGACCUUCGAGCCUGGGGCUGUGAGACCACGAAAAACACCCUAAAACACCCCAAAAGAUGCCUCAAACCCCUCCUUGUGCAUCCCCAGCAGGGAUGGGGGUCCAGCAGGACCCUCCUCCCAGCCUCUCCCCUCCGUUUUAAUGCCAAAAAAGUUGGAAUUCCUCUAUUUUUUUGCCUUUGCUGUGACCAGUUUUUGGUUCUUUUCAAUAAAACUGUUGCUGGCA
Molecule: messenger RNA, 3064 nt
Organism: Manacus vitellinus (golden-collared manakin)
Lineage: Eukaryota; Metazoa; Chordata; Aves; Passeriformes; Pipridae
Gene: PIWIL2
Product: piwi like RNA-mediated gene silencing 2
Exons: 18
Coding region: 129-2270 (713 amino acids)
Biological process (GO): regulatory ncRNA-mediated gene silencing
Cellular component (GO): P granule
Molecular function (GO): protein binding; piRNA binding
Source: RefSeq, a predicted model, not a curated record